This is a messenger RNA of Lytechinus pictus (painted urchin), 4699 nucleotides long. Its product is annotated as RING finger protein 24-like. Bases 248 to 604 code for a protein of 118 amino acids. NCBI's taxonomy places the organism in Eukaryota, Metazoa, Echinodermata, Echinoidea, Temnopleuroida, Toxopneustidae. The record is from RefSeq and is a predicted model, not a curated record. The transcript has 6 exons.
AGAACGGCUGAGAAAUAUACGGGGUGACCGGGUGAUCGUGAGUCGGCAAAUCAUUGCUGAGCUGCCUACAGCCAAAAUACAUCGUGAAGUUUUCAAUCUGUUUAGCAUUUUACAAAGUUUAGAGGUGAGACGGCCCAUAUACCGGUAUAUACGGUAUAACAAGAUGGCCUCUUUAGGUCCAUGCUUGAUGAAACUGAACAAGAAGAAUGACAUCUGUACUUUCUCUCUGUGGUGGUAAUAAUAUGAGAUGGAACUUAGUAUAGAACAACUGUACCCGUUUAUUCUGGUAGCUGUAUUCAUCUUGGCUCUUAACAUCCUAUUCUGCUGUUACCUCAUGAAGUUGAGGAGAGAAGGCCAAAUUGAGAUGGGAUAUAGGGAGGUUGGAUACUCCCAGAAGAUGACUAAUGAUACUUGUGCUGUUUGUUUAGAAGAGUUCAAGCAAGGAGAACGAGUAGGACAGUGUCCAUGCAGGCAUAACUUUCAUAUCGGCUGUGUUUCAAGAUGGCUUGACGCACAUGAGACCUGUCCUAUAUGCCAGACCAGGGUAAGACAAAAUAGAGUGACAGAGCGCACAAGACUGGUUUCCGUUUCAAUUGAUACAUGAUGUCCAUGUGUCAUUCAUGGUCUAUCAUGCUACCCAUUGGACUGCAAAGGAAGCCUAGGGCUGGAGCAAGUAGAGACAGGUUGAGUGCUCUGUUCACCCACUUCCAUUGGCUAUGAAUUAAUGGACUAGCCAGUAAGUCCUGCAACAUUGUAAGAUUAUUGGAUUCGUCUUGAACCUAUUGGACCAUAUUGGCUUCGGACCAGAUGAGAGACGAGAUCCAAUAUCUGUAAAGUAACUUCAUGGAGUGCCUGUAGGUAGUUCUAGCUAUUACAUUGCAGCAGGGUUGAAAAAGCACAAACUAUUAUGGAGUGGUAGUGAAUCGUCAACCUUCCCUACUACUACAAUGGAAAACCAACAUCUCACAAAUACUUACACCAGAGGAGUGUUCCAUAAAGCCUAUUGCCAAUGAUUUUUACUGACAAAUGUGCUCUGAGCCAGCAAAUCAGAUGCAAGGAUUUCAGUAGCUUAUAACAUCGUAUAUAAAUAAUUAGAUUAGAUUGCAGAUAUGAACCUGCAGCCUUAAAGGGAUGGUCCAGGCUGAAAAUAUUUCUAUCAAAAUAAAUAGAAUAAAAUUCACAGAGCUAAAUGCUGAAAAUCUUAUCAAAAUCGGAUAACAAAUAACAAAGUUAUUGAAUUUUAAAGUUUAUCAAUAUUUUGUGAAAACAGUUAUAUGCGCAUCGUCAUGAAUAUUCAUUAGGUUGGCUGAUGAUGUCACAUUCCCACUUUCCUUUUUCUUAAUAUGUUAUUAUAUGAAAUCAUAAAUGUUUCAUUAUUUCAUACAUGCAUAAAUGAUGUGUCUGCAUUAUGAUGAAAUAAGUUGCGGCAAUAAAUAACUAAUGUACUUAAUCAGUUGUCAAUCCAUUGUUUUAGUUCUUGGUAUAAAAAUUUUGAACAAACCUAAUUUCAUAUAAUAAAUACAAAAGAACAAGUGGGGGUAUGACAUCAGCCCACCUAAUGAAUAUUCAUAAAGACAUGCCUAGAACUGUUUCACCGGAAUAAUGCAAAUCUUUAUAAUUCAAUAACUAUGUUAUUUGUUAUCCGAAUUUGAUCAAAUUUUCAGCAUUUUGCUUUGUGAGUUUUACUCUAUUUAUUGAGAUAUAAAUAUCUCCAGCCUGGACCAUCCCUUUAAGAGUGGCACUUCUCAACUACUGAGAACUGGCUAGGUUUCUAACCCAUAUGCAAUAUUCUGAGCCAUGUGAUCUUGUGAAAUAGGCUCUUUUUAAUGAUAAUGCAAUAUUUCACUACUAAAUGCAUAAUACAGUGCUCAGUAAUUAUGUUACCAAAGCAUAAUGAUUAACAAGGAACUUUCCUCUCAGGACAUUCUAGUUUCUCUCAUUCUUUGUAUUAAAGGUCAAGUCCACCCCAGAAAAAAGUUGAUUUGAAUGAAUAGAGAAAAAUCAAACUAGCAAAAUGCUGAAAAUUUAAUCAAAAUCGGAUGUAAAAUAAGAAAGUUAUGAAAUUUUAAAGUUUUCCUUAUUUUUCACAAAACAGUGAUAUGCACAACUCAACUGAGGCAGUCGAUGAUGUCCCUCACUCACUAUUUCAUUUCAUUUUAUAUAGAUUUGACAAUAAGGACUGAAUCAUAUAGUAUUAAACAAUGGUCACUCCACAUGCUCAGGAGGAAUUAAUCGUUAUUUCACUAGACAAUAAGGAGAAAAAUAGAAUAUUCCCUAUUUCAUAUAAUAAAGUACAAAAGGAAUAGUGAGUAGAUGACGUCAUCAGUCUCCUCAUUUGCAUACCCACCAGGAUGUGCAUAUAACUGUUUUAUGAAAUUAAGCAAAACUUUGAAAUGUCAUAAGUUUCUUAUUUUACAUCUGUUUUUGAUAAUUUGUUCAGUGUUAUGCUUGUUGGAUUUUCUCUUUUUAUUAAAAUCAACUUUUUGUUGGGAUGGACCUGUUCUUUAAUAUUACAAGAACAAAAUAUAGUAACCCAUAUCUUAUUGUUCGAAAAUAGAAAUAAAAAAGUAGAAGUCCUCAGAAAAUUAAUUUUGCCCAAUUGAUUGUUGGCCAGCAGCCACUGAUCAGUGCCAAAUCGACAUUGCUCUGUCCCUUCUCUCAAAAGGUAUAUUUUAAGACUAGCCAUUUAUUACACACAGUCAAUGAGAGACCAUGCAGUGCUGGUGAUAGUUCGCUCCCCCUUUGAUGUUACAUUGUAAAUUAAAAACAAAGCAUUUGUUUUGAGUCCUGUAUAUGAGUUUUGUUCAAAGCCACUCAUGUCUGUAACUGACGAGAGUGAGUAUGUGAUCUGUGUGCACUUUUAUGCAGGCCGCUCCCAGGCCUGGCAACUACUUUUUUUUAGACAAGUUACCCCUUUUUAAAUAAUUUUUGUCAACCAAAAAGAGGAGCACUCUGUUUGUCCAUUUAUUUAUAAAAAUAAAUCAGCCCAUACAUGUACCGGUAUAUGUGUUUGUGUGAUGGGGUAUGGGUUGUGUGUAUGGUAGUAAGAGUAAUAUAGUGUUUCAACACUUGUAAUUUCUCAAUGUUUAAAUAUAAGAAUGCUAAACAUGUCUUCAUUUAAAAAAGUGAGAGAGAGAGACACACCUGCAUGCCACAUGAAUAGGAAUCCUUUUUUUUUUUUUAUCAAACGUUGGCAGGCCUGCACUCCUAGCAGAAAUCAUUGGUGUGAUGCGUAGACUGUGAAUGUUGUGAAGUUUGAAGUAAACAUUGUAAUUCCCACUUUUAAUCAGUUUCAUGUCGACUUUCCUAUAGCUGCCACUCUCAUAAGUUAUGAGAGUGACAGCUAUAAGAAACAGACCUUUGAUUAUGUUUAGAUUAUAGACAUGAGGGAACACUGUUAGCAUAUUUUUUUAAUUCCAAGUGAAGAUGAAAUAUGUAGGAUACAUCUAUAUAGACUGAAAAAAAAAUGAAAGCUUACAAGAAAUGAUUUAUCAUUUUACAUAUUUUGAGGAUACUAGUUGAGAUUUUUUACUCAUACUUAAACAAAAUCGGAAAUAAAUGUGUUAUAGCAAUUCUAACCUGAGAUUCUAAGAUUACCAGAGUUGUUAAUUUUAUAAAUUUGUAUGUAAGAGGCCCCAGACGUUCAUUCAAGAAGAGAACAAUGGAUGCCACCAGAUAGACGGGUAAUUAUGGCUUCUAAAUAUUGAUUUCCUGUCAUUUCUUAGAUUAAUAGCAAACAAAUAGGGCCUAUACCAGACUUUGAGAAAGUACUACGAGAAUUUUAUCCAAAGUUUAAAUGGUAAUUACUGUACUUCCCUGUAGUUAUGAAUAAAUGAUUCCUACUCAUGGUUUAAGAAGAAAAACCUGUAAGAUUUGUUUUUAAGUUUGAAAGAUAGAUCUUGAUAAUAUUUUUCCUAGUUUAUCCACGCCCCCCCAAUCUUGACAAAAUUCAUUCAGCCACUAUACUCGAUGGAAUUUGAUUUAGUAUCUGUGAUGUCACGUCCGAAGUUUUACCCAGUGAAGACAGUUAGCUGUUUGGCAUGCCUGAUGAAUUGCAUGAUUUAAACCCCCAAUAAUUUGCAUGCACAGUUCUUUUCAGGAAAAAAGAAAUAGUCUAAAGUAUAAGGAUUUCUUGCAGAGGUUUGUUUUUUCCUUCAAAUAAUCUUAUGUCAUUCGAACACCAAUCUAUUAAUUACAGUACUCAUUAAUAUUCAUGAAAGUGAUAUAUUGUUAAUGUUUGCAAUGUUUUAUGACUGCCUGGUAUAUAUUUUGUUUAAGAAUAAUAUGAUCAUUGUAUAAUUCUGUCUUCCACCUUUUUCUAUUCAAAAAUUUGUAUAAAAAAAACAAAAUAAAUAAAUUAAAAAAGCAAUUAUUUUGUGUUUCAAUCAUAUUUGUAAAUUGAAUACUUCUUGUAUCCGAUAUCAUAUGAAUUUUGUUGAUAUUUAUGAAUGUAUAGUUUGUACAAAGGAAUAUUUUAUGUUGGAACAAUUGAAAUCAGAGAAGUUAGAAAGGAAGGGAGAGAUUGGGUGUACAAAUAUCUUUGACAAUCAAGUGGUUCUGUUAUGGUUUGUUGAAAUGAAAUGUGACUUAGCAGUCAGACAAAUAAAAAAAUGUUUAAAAUAUUACUAUGUAUUUUUGUUUAUUGGGAUUAUCAUUCGUACAUUAGAGCAAUUCCAUAGAUUGUGAAUUUCCAACCCCC